Molecule: messenger RNA, 1761 nt
Organism: Tachyglossus aculeatus (Australian echidna)
Lineage: Eukaryota; Metazoa; Chordata; Mammalia; Monotremata; Tachyglossidae
Gene: FUZ
Product: fuzzy planar cell polarity protein
Exons: 11
Coding region: 49-1290 (413 amino acids)
Biological process (GO): vesicle-mediated transport; non-motile cilium assembly
Source: RefSeq, a predicted model, not a curated record
CCAAGAUGGCGUCCGGGGCCUAGUAGAGGGGGCCGGGGCCUAGCCGCCAUGGCGGGCGAGGGGACUCACCUCCUCUGCCUCACGGCCACCAGCGGGGUCCCCCUUUACUGCCGGACCAGCCGGGCCGGGCUCCCCUCACGACAGCAGCUCCCCUUCUCGGUCAUCGGCUCCCUCAAUGGCGUCCACAUGUUUGGCCGGAAUCUGGACGUCGGGCUGUCUUCGGCCCGGACCGAAGACAGCGUGGUCGUGUGGAAGACCUUCCACGAGAGCAUCACCCUCAUCGUCUUGUCCUCGGAGGAGGGGGCUUCGGCCCUGAGCCUGGAACGGCUGCUGGAGCUGGUUUUUGGGGCCAUGGUUCUGCUGAUCGGCCUAGAGGAGCUGACCAACAUCCGCAACGUGGAGAGACUCAAGAAGGAGCUGAGGGCUUGUCACGGCCUCAUCGACAGUCUGCUCUGUGAGUCGGAGCGGGUGGGCGACUUGACGCAGUGCGUGGACUGCAUCGUGCCCCCGGAUGGACCCCUGCUGCAGGAGGCCCUUUCCGGCUUCGCCGAGUCCGUGGGUGCGGCCUUUGCGUGCCUGGUGGCCAGGGGGAGAGUGGCAGUGGGCACCCCGGGCUGGUGGCGCCUGGCGGCACCCGAGUCCGUCCUCCUGCCCUGGCUCCUGGGCACCCUCCCUCCGCAUACGGCACGGGACUACCCAGUCUACUUGCCCCACGGCAGCCCCACGGUGCCCCACCGCCUCCUGACCUUGACGCUGCUGCCCGGCCUGGAGCUGGGUCUGCUGUGUGGGCCCACCCCGGCCCUGGCCCACUUCAGCCCCCAGCUCCUGGACCAGUGGUGGCAGCCACUGCUGGAGCCGCUGAGAGCCUGCCUCCUCCUCCUGCCCCGAGGGCUGCCCCCCGGCCUCACGCUGGCCCCUGACAUCUUGGGCCUCCUGUUUCUCCACCUGGAGCAGCGGCGUUGCCUGUUCACCGUCCAGCCUGGGGGACCUGCUGGGGAAGGCCCGGCCCCUAGACAGCGGCGCAGGCUGCUCCGCUGGUGGUUCUCCUUCGUCACCGCUGAGCACUUCGCUCCCGAGCCCUCCGACGGACGCCCAGUCACGUCAGAGGCCGGCUCGGGCCCCCCGGCCCAGCCGCGGGGCUGCUACGCGGUCGGCCAAGGCGGCCACAAGCUCUUCGCGCUGAGCGCGGGCCCGCGCCGCCUCCUGCUGCUGCUGGCCGGCUCGGCCCCCACCCACGGACUGCGGGCCCUGGCCACCCGCACGCUCCAGGCCCUCACGCCCCUCCUCUGACCCCCAGAGCUCGCCGUGGCCACACCUGGGCCUUGGACCCCAGCCGCCCGUUGAAUAAAGUCAUCUCCCCUCCGGCCGCCCCUUCUCCCUCCUCGGCCCGGCGCCCAGGCCCCAAGCCGCAGCUGCCCUGCCCCUCCCCGGGGCCGGGUGGGGGGCCGAGGGAGGGCAGGGGCAUAGAGGCAGGGUGCCAGACACCGGCUGCAUCUUCUCCAUUUAUUGGCUCACGGGGAUACACUGUGGGGGCAGAGGGAAGGGGCCCGCGGGCCGUGCCGGCCCCUCUCCCCCACACUGUUCCUCCUGGGGCACCCCACUGCCCCCAGAACCCUCACCCCCAGGGGACAGGGAGGGGGAGACCAACGCGGCCCCCUCCCCUCCCAAGACUGUAAACAGCAGCAGAUGAAAAAAUAAAAAUACAAAAGGAAAGACGGGCGAGGGAGCAGGUAGCCCUGCCUCCCGGCUGCUGGGGCCCAA